CCAUUAUUGUACUUGUCUAAUAUAGCUGUUCCUUCUGGGUCUUCUUGCUUUCCUUCUUCCAUAGGCUCUGAAAGGUAGUGUUUCAAUACAAAAUAAUGAGCAAAGGUGGGAAAAAUAUGACAAAAUUGGAAGCCGUGAAAUACAUAAAAGAAGUGCAAAAGACAUUUAAAGACGAGAAAGAAAAGUUCGAGGUGUUUUUGAAGAUCAUGACCGAUUAUAGACUUCAUAGAAUUGAUGUUGGCACUGUCGUAGAAAAAGUGAAGGAGAUUCUUGAAGACCAUGAUGAUCUCAUUUCCGGAUUCAACCAGUUUUUGCCAAAGGGAUAUGAAAUCCUUCUUCCACCUAAGGAUACAAUUCAGUUGAAAGAUGCUAUCAAAUAUGUGCAGAAGAUUAAGGAUCGAUUUGAAAACACAGAUAGUAUCUACAAGACAUUUGUAAAGAUAUUAACCAAUAGGAACAAAAAUGACAUGUCUGUUGAUGAAAUAUUCCGUGAGGUUGAAAAGCUUUUUGAGGGUCACCAUGAUCUUGUUCGUGAUUUCACUCUGUUUUUGCCGGAUGCGUAAGGGGAAGAACUAGUUUCAUUUAUGACAAGCAAAGAGGUUGUUGUAUUGGUCAAUAGAUCAAAGACUUAAACAACUCUGUUAAAUUGUGAAACUUUUUGAAUAAGCUUGCAAAGAUAUGAAAACUCGACAGCAAAAUCUAGAAACUAUGUUUGUCGAAUGCAUUCAAUUAUCUAAGAUAUUUUCCUUUAUGAUUA
Messenger RNA from Vigna angularis (adzuki bean), 757 nucleotides. Its product is annotated as paired amphipathic helix protein Sin3-like 2. The record is from RefSeq and is a predicted model, not a curated record. Gene Ontology annotation, cellular component: histone deacetylase complex; chromatin. Gene Ontology annotation, biological process: negative regulation of transcription by RNA polymerase II. Gene Ontology annotation, molecular function: transcription corepressor activity. Lineage: Eukaryota; Viridiplantae; Streptophyta; Magnoliopsida; Fabales; Fabaceae. The transcript has 5 exons. Bases 96 to 563 code for a protein of 155 amino acids.